Globicephala melas (long-finned pilot whale) is the source of this 2573-nucleotide messenger RNA. RefSeq names its product AKT serine/threonine kinase 1 (gene AKT1). Gene Ontology annotation, molecular function: protein serine/threonine kinase activity; ATP binding. The record is from RefSeq and is a predicted model, not a curated record. Gene Ontology annotation, cellular component: cytoplasm; nucleus. Lineage: Eukaryota; Metazoa; Chordata; Mammalia; Artiodactyla; Delphinidae. Gene Ontology annotation, biological process: protein phosphorylation.
AGUACAUCAAGACCUGGCGGCCCCGGUACUUCCUCCUGAAGAACGACGGCACCUUCAUCGGCUACAAGGAGCGGCCGCAGGACGUGGAGCAGCGCGAGUCGCCCCUGAACAACUUCUCCGUGGCGCACACAGGCCUCCCUCCGCGUAAGGCUGGGCCCCAGCCCCCUCCUGGCCCCGCGGCCUGGCAGACCAUUCCUCGCUCCCUUGCGCUUGGCUGAGCCCGGCCGGGGCCCCUCGCGGUUGCCAGGGCCUAGAUGCUGGAAUGUCGGAGACCCCUGCGCUGGCCCCGCGGCCCCUCCCGCCUCAUACAGGCUGGGCUGGAAUCCAGCCCCUCUCCGGGCCUGGGGCACCUCCACGGUUCCUCGGCUGCAGGUGUGCGUGUUCCAGAAUGCCAGCUGAUGAAGACGGAGCGGCCGCGGCCCAACACCUUCAUCAUCCGCUGUCUGCAGUGGACCACGGUCAUCGAGCGCACGUUCCACGUAGAGACCCCCGAGGAGCGGGAGGAGUGGACAACCGCCAUCCAGACGGUGGCCGACGGGCUCAAGAGGCAGGAGGAGGAGAUGAUGGACUUCCGGUCGGGCUCGCCUGGCGAGAACUCAGGGGCCGAGGAGAUGGAGGUGGCGCUGGCCAAGCCCAAGCACCGCGUGACCAUGAAUGAGUUUGAGUACCUGAAGCUGCUGGGCAAAGGCACCUUCGGGAAGGUGAUCCUGGUGAAGGAGAAGGCCACGGGCCGCUACUAUGCCAUGAAGAUCCUGAAGAAGGAGGUCAUUGUGGCCAAGGACGAGGUGGCCCACACGCUCACGGAGAACCGCGUCCUCCAGAACUCCCGGCACCCCUUCCUGACGGCCCUGAAGUACUCCUUCCAGACCCACGACCGCCUGUGCUUCGUCAUGGAGUACGCCAACGGAGGCGAGCUCUUCUUCCACCUGUCCCGGGAGCGGGUGUUCCCCGAGGACCGGGCCCGGUUCUACGGCGCCGAGAUCGUGUCUGCCCUGGACUACCUGCACUCGGAGAAGAACGUGGUGUACCGGGACCUCAAGCUGGAGAACCUCAUGCUGGACAAGGACGGGCACAUCAAGAUCACGGACUUCGGGCUGUGCAAGGAGGGCAUCAAGGAUGGCGCCACCAUGAAGACCUUCUGCGGGACGCCCGAGUACCUGGCCCCCGAGGUGCUGGAGGACAACGACUACGGCCGGGCGGUGGACUGGUGGGGGCUGGGCGUGGUCAUGUACGAGAUGAUGUGCGGCCGCCUGCCCUUCUACAACCAGGACCACGAGAAGCUUUUCGAGCUCAUCCUCAUGGAGGAGAUCCGCUUCCCACGCACGCUCAGCCCUGAGGCCAAGUCCCUGCUCUCAGGGCUGCUCAAGAAGGACCCCAAGCAGCGGCUCGGUGGGGGCUCCGAGGACGCCAAGGAGAUCAUGCAGCACCGCUUCUUCGCCAGCAUCGUGUGGCAGGAUGUGUAUGAGAAGAAGCUCAGCCCGCCCUUCAAGCCUCAGGUCGCGUCCGAGACGGACACCAGGUAUUUUGAUGAAGAGUUCACAGCCCAGAUCAUCACCAUCACGCCGCCCGACCGAGACGACAGCAUGGAGGGCGUGGACAGCGAGCGGAGGCCUCACUUCCCCCAGUUCUCCUACUCGGCCAGCGGCACGGCCUGAGGGGCCAGCCGGCGUGCUUGGGACGCAGCCGUGGGCAGCCACGUGCUCCGGACGAGGGCUUGGAAGACUCGGGAGGAAGCCUCGCACGGAUGAUCUGUAUUUAGUGUUUCUUAUUUCCGGAUGCGUUUGGGCGGAACCAUUGCUGUCCUCCAACACGGAUGGGAAGAUGCCUCGUGCUGUGGGCAGGGCUGCCCGCCUUGGGGGCGGUGUCCUCUCGGCCAGCCAGGUCGGGAGGAAGACAUCCUGCGGUUUUUCUUAAUUUAUUCAUCCAGUUCUCCAGACGUGGCCGCGGCCUUCGGAACAAUUAGAUUCACGUAGGAAAACGUUGAGGACUUACUUCUGCAGCCAAGUGCAAUCGGGCCUGGGUGGGCCCUGCCCGCGGCCCCUCCGUCCCUCUCGCCGGCUGUCCCUGGCUGCCCCUGCCUCGGCCCAGCCCGGCCCGGGGGCCCCAGAAGCCACCUUGCCGUGGUGCGCUGGCCUGGCCCCCUCUCGCUCUGGGUGGGGCACGCAGCAGCCCCAGCACUGAGGCUGGAGGAGGGCGGCCCCUGCAGUGGGGUUGGGCCGGGGUUCGCCGGCAAGAUAGAAGAGCCAGGUGACAUCUGUUGCCGAGUAUUAUGCUGUUCACGUGCAUACUGGGGUUUCUAAUCUCAGGAGAGGGCCCUCACUCCGCCCCCUUCCCCAUUGGGACCGUCUCACCCGAUGGCUUCCCCUGGUAGCACCUGUCCUUAUAGAAGCUUCACUCUCCUGCUGUUGCCCUGCCCCCACCUGACACCCUUCGGAGGGGCCGUCGCUGCGCCCUCCGUGUCUCCCGGCUGGACGCUGCGCUGCACCGUGGCGUUUUUUUAUACUCAACUUUAGUAUUUUUACUAUUAUGAGACUUUCCCUCCAAAUUCUUCAAUAAAAAUUGCUUUUCAACUC